This is a messenger RNA of Daphnia pulicaria, 1962 nucleotides long. RefSeq names its product golgin subfamily A member 5-like. Bases 106 to 1839 code for a protein of 577 amino acids. The record is from RefSeq and is a predicted model, not a curated record. Gene Ontology annotation, biological process: retrograde transport, vesicle recycling within Golgi; Golgi organization. Gene Ontology annotation, cellular component: Golgi cisterna; Golgi membrane. Lineage: Eukaryota; Metazoa; Arthropoda; Branchiopoda; Diplostraca; Daphniidae. The transcript has 7 exons.
CAGACAGCUGACUUGUGAAUUUGUUUUCGUCAUCAGUUUCUUCAUCCUAGCCCGAUGCUCUAAUUUUAAACUUUGCUAAAUUAGGUUGAUGGCUGACUAUUGAACAUGUCUUGGCUAACUGAUUUGGCCGGCAAGGCAGAAGAUUUUCUAGUGAAAAUUGACAAGAAUGCUGCUGCAGUUGCUGCGCAAACGGUACUUGUAACGAAAGAUCGAGUUACUCCCAGUCAUUCAAGACGAGACUCAGGUGCUUCGGUUGCUUCAGUUGCUUCGGAUUUCUCAAAUAAUCAUGCCCCGCAAAACAGUUCUACUGCAGCUAAUUUUAAAAAUAGUGUUUCCAUGUCUGAUCUUUCUAAGGCAGGCAAAUCUAAACUUGAUCUUGACGCUACUCUUAUGGCAUCACUAAAUGCAAAUAGUGAUGUGCUGGACGCUUCUAGUGUCAGCACAGCUCCAAAUUCUACCUCCUACUCUAAUGGGUUGGGUGGGAAUGACUUGACCUUAGUUCAAGAAAACAAUCUCCUGAAACAAGAGAUCAAAUCAAUCAAUCAAGAAAUAAGGCAAUCUAUGCAACAUGCUAAACAAGCUCAGAAAGAAGCUAAGAAUGCGGAACAGCAGUUAAAAAGUCAGAUAGCAGUGGUGCAAUCAGUCGAGCAGCAAUUAUCUGUAUUGAGGAAAGAGAACAUGACCUUAGCUGACCAACUCCUUGACAAAGAUGCUGAAUUGUCUACCCUAAAGAGCAAAGUAGAAGCAAUCCAUGUUGAACAGGAGUACCAAACAAAGCUGGAACACAUGCAAGCACAGUUGGAAACUGAAGUUAAAAAGAGGCAAUCAUUCGAAGUUGAAACUAAAGUUCAGUUUAACCAAUUGGAAAAAGAGCGUUGCAUUUUAAUGGGUGAAUCACAACAGUAUCAACAUCAACUUCAGACAGUAAAAGAAGAGCUCGAAUCGACUCAUCAAUCAUUUAAUGAAUACAAACUUCGGGCUCAAAGAAUCCUCCAGGAUAAGGAUAGAUUAUUGCAAGAUAUCAAAGAACAUAAAACAGUCGAAAGCUUCCAACUUCCUAACGAAUUGCUUAUGGCAGAACUGGACCAACUUCAACAAGAACGUGAUCUUUUACGAGAAGAAACAGCUCAGUCGAAUUCUCAAUUGCAACAGUGUAGAAAGGAAAUCGCUCAUCUUGAGGCGAGGUACGAGGAAGAAAUUCGCCAGAUUCGUGAACUUAAUAAUCAAGCUGAAACUCGGUUACUAGAAGAGCGAUCCAAGAAAGAGUUGAUAGAGAACGAACUAAAGCAACUAGACGAAGAGCUGCGCUACGUCCGCGAAGAUCUUUCUCAACAAAAAGUGCAGUCUGUAGGAAGAAUUCAACAACUCGAAACCGAGUUGAAUAAAGUGAGAAACCAGUUGACAAGCAAAAAAAACAAUUCCACUACGCCUUCUCAAGAUGAGUUUGAACAACGGCUUCGAACGCUGACUGAGACUUUAGUUGCAAAACAAGCAGUUUUGGAAGCAGUGCAGUCGGAACGCAGUUCAUUAUUGCUUCAGCUGGAAAGAGCUAAUAAAGAACGAAGUGGAAUUCCAUCUGAAACUGAAAACUCUACGCGCGUUCUACUGAAUAUUACAGAUGACGAAUUGGCAAAAGUAACGACAGGAGUUUCGCGUCGUAUGCGACAUGCCUAUUCCAGCUUGGAUUCUUUAAAUUUCCGUUUCGGGCAGGCAUUGCGCCGGCGACCCGCUGCUCGAUUAGUGCUCUUUUUCUAUAUGGUGGUUCUUCAUUUUUGGGUUGCCUUUGUCCUUCUCACUUACACGCCAGAGAUGCACGAAAACCACACGACUUCUCUGUGACCGAAAUAAAUAUUGCUUUUCGAAUUUUUACUAUACAUUUCCCUUCUGACUUUGACCACAGAUCAUUUCUAAAUUUAUGUGAUAAUCACCUGGUUGUUUAAUACACUUUGUUGUUAAAGGUUA